CCCGUUACCAUGGCAACCGACAGUAAAACCUGAUGCGGUGCGGCGACGGAGAUUCACAUUAUGGUCAAAUUUAGCUUGACGGCUUGAAAUAAUGUCUCGUGCACAAGCGGAGGGUGUGAUAAAAAACAUAAUUCGAGAAAUUGCUCAAGAAUGUGCAGGAAGAGGACACGUUGUGUCGGAAACUUUAGUGGCUUUCAUGGUAAAAACUGUGGUUUUAGACCCAAGAAAUCUGUUCAACGUUGAUCGGACUCUAACCAAGCAAGAUGUUAGAAAACUUGUGGAAUUAUGUGUGGACAAGCUCAUGGACCGAGGAAGCCCUGCCCUUGACACAAUCAAAAUGCAAGUCUACUUUGACAUGAAUUACACGUCUAGACGUGAGUUUAUUGAGGAGCACCAGCGGGUACUUCAGUCGCAACUAGUCCCAGUGGUUCGAGAGAUCACUGACAGUCGAGUAAAAACACGCGAGGAUCUGGAGGGUCUUUAUUGUAAGAUAGUCAGUUAUGUUCUGCUGCACUCAGGACUCGGUUCCCCCAAAAACAUCAACACAGUUCGAGAGGCCACAGCUUCCUUACAAAGCGUCUUUCCUCAGUCAGAGCUAGGGACCUUCCUGUCCCUCAUUAAGAAGGACAAGGAGCAACAACUCGACGAGCUCAGCAGAAAUGUUACCGGAAUUUGCCUCUUCAACAAAGACAGUGGCAAAGGAGGGGAGGGCAUUGACGACUUGCCGGCCAUUCUGAAUGAAGCCAUUCCCUCCACCAGUAAUGAGAUUGAAUGUGAGCUGGAGCUUUCUAAGACUUUGGCCUGGCAGUACACAACCCUGCUGGAGAGGUUCAUGGAGCCUGAGGCUGAGACCAAAAACUGCAUUGUUUCCAUAGAUAUGCUUAAACAAGCCCUGUAUAAUGUACGGCAGCAUGAAGCUUUCCUCAAAAUUCUUCUGGCAGAUGUAGUUCUAUGUGCAAAGCAAGUUGAAUCUCUCCAGACUGAACUGAGAUCACGGAUGAAUCUUUUGAGGCUCACCGUGCAUUCAAAGACUGCAGUACCCACUGGACAGGUUUUUCCUCAUUUCACAGCACUGGCAAAGUUCUGGUCAGGUCUUCAGAAUGAGAUGGUGCUGUUGAGUAUCUUCCGUAACAUAACAGUGAACCUGCGGCCCUUCCUGGCAGCUCAGUCCCAGCUCUUCCCUAAUGGUCAGUUGGAGGACAUGCUUGGGUCAGAGACCAAGAGUGACGAGGAGAGACUGAAGGAGUCUUCCGAAAACCGCAUUGACCCUAGCGAAAUAAAAACACAGGAGUGGCUUUUGCCUGAGACUACCACCAACUUCGACAAAUUACUGCUGCAGUACAAUGGAAUUUGUGGUUAUACUCUUGUGAAGAAGGAUGGACUUUUACUACCAGGCAACCCAAACAUAGGAGUGCUUAAACAUAGGGAGAAAUACUAUGUUUUCAGCUCCAAGGAGGCAGCUUUAACAUUUGCGUCCAAGCCAGAUGAGUACAUUGCCCAUGUGGCAGAGAUAGCAAAGCAGUCCCCUGUGCUUAUCCAGCUAAUCAAACUCCACCAGCAGUUUGCCUGUGUAACUCCCUAUUCUGAGAUGCAGUCUGGAGAGAGAUUGUUGGUAAAACCCAUUACAAAGUGUGACGGCAGCACUCAGACAGACACUCAUUUAUUGGAGACCAACAUUGUGAAGUCCUAUGAGUGGAAUGAGUGGGAGCUGAGGAGGAAAGCAAUCAAAUUGGCCAAUCUUCGUAGUAAAGUGACCCACUCAAUGCAGACGAAUCUAAGUCACAUGAGGAGGGAUAACGUCACCCAAACCUACCUGCCUAAAGAUGUUGAGUGCCAGAGCAAGAGGGACGGCAAGAGUAAUGUACCCAAACCUCAGGUGUACCUGGCUGGUCUUAGAGGAGGGAAAAACAAAACCUCACAUAUGAUAAAAACAAACUUAACCAGAUCAGUAGACGAAUAACCUAUUUUUCAAGUAAUAAAGAUAACGCAUGAAAAUACCUGUGUUUGUUUUACUAAAGCUUAUUCUGCUGGGAGCAUACAAGUCGUAUUAUUUGCACACUGAAUAACAAACACACUUGGUCAAACAACUGUCUUCCAAAGCUAUUCACAUAACCAACUGUAAAA
This is a messenger RNA of Esox lucius (northern pike), 2124 nucleotides long. RefSeq names its product cilia and flagella associated protein 206 (gene cfap206). The transcript is spliced from 12 exons. Gene Ontology annotation, biological process: sperm axoneme assembly; regulation of cilium beat frequency; regulation of flagellated sperm motility. Lineage: Eukaryota; Metazoa; Chordata; Actinopteri; Esociformes; Esocidae. Bases 92 to 1960 code for a protein of 622 amino acids. The record is from RefSeq and is a predicted model, not a curated record. Gene Ontology annotation, cellular component: ciliary basal body; axoneme.